Messenger RNA from Prorocentrum cordatum, 402 nucleotides. The record is from the annotation of a GenBank genome assembly. NCBI's taxonomy places the organism in Eukaryota, Dinophyceae, Prorocentrales, Prorocentraceae.
AUGGCGUGCAAGCUGACCCCGUCGUUCGAGCCUCGCGUCGUCGAGAAAUUCGACAAGGAUGAGAUCGCGAAGAACCUCAUCGACGUCGAUUUCGAGCCCUUCGCUCACGCCUGGGCGGCCUUGUCUAGACUCUGCAUGGCAGCGAAGGGUUUGGACAUCGCUUUCCUCGGCUCGCGCUACCCCGAGGUCAACAAGCUCACGCUCAAGUCCCUGGCCCUCGGUGGGACUUUCAUUUCGGUCGUGUCGACGUUGAGGCUCAUCCUCGUCGAGCUCCCCAGCUCCGCGAAGCAGGCUCGCACCCAGCUGUUGGAGUCGCAGCUUUCGAAGGUCCAGGCCGCCAAGAUCCCAGUCAACCUCGUUGACUACAUGGAGAAGGAGAUGAAGCAGCUCCAGGGCCCCUAA